AGGAGGAGGCCGGUGUGUGCUGCACAUGCAACACACAUUAGUGGGUCACUCGAAGAUGAUGACGCUGAUGACCGCAACGGUAGAAACGGCACCGGCAGAGGCAGAAACUGCAGGAACGACCACCAUUUUGCAGCAGCUAACGAAAAUUAUAUAAAAUUAUCAUGCAGGGCAGGCUGCUGGUUGGCUUGCCACUUGACAGCGGCAGGCGGGACAAGGCCUCCAAGCAUUACUACUACCAGCACCAGCAGCAGAAAAAUCAAAGGCAACGGCAACAACGGGUCGCAUGACGUAUACGUAAUGUGCACCGGGAGUCGGCCAAUUUGUCCAAAAAAAUAGAGCCACUGAACCACUCAACCACUCAGCCGCUGAGCAAACGGAAGUGUACACAGAAACUCGAGCCAAAAACCAACGAGACGCAACUGCCGGGAACUAGCUAGGAAAGUUUGUGGCCGAAUGGCGAAAGUUGACAAACAAUUGCGAGUCUGUUGAGAAGCCGGUGCGAAAAUGACAGAAUGGCGAAGUUAACGUUGCCCUUUCUACUGCAGCGACUGCAGCUGAUGGCGCUGCAACUGACGCCCCAAAACCAACAGCAACCAAACCAACAAAAGCCCGAACCUGAGCACGCCCAGAAGCAGCACGGCUGCCAAUUGAUGGUCAUGCAGCUGGGUCAGGUCAUGCUCCUCUACGGCUGCCUCCUGCUGCUCCAUGCCUCCGUCUCGGUGUCCGUAUCCGCCACGGCUUCGGAUAUGGUCACUGGGGUGGCGAUGCCCGCGAUGGCAAACCUUUCAUCGGCUAAACAUUUGGGCCAGGAGCAGGGCCGAAAGCUGGGGGAGAACCUGGUGGAGAAACGUGCUUGGAAACGUGAAGCUGCCAAUGUGCCUGAAGAUGACUACGAUGCCAGUUAUCCGGAUGAAGUCGAUGAUUUGGAGGCCUUGCUUAAUAAUAAGUCGGCAAAGGGUAAAUACAUUGGAGCUCCGUGCAACGAGUUGAAAUGUGACGUCAAAUUGCUGCACGUGUCCUGCGACAAGGAGACUCAGACCUGCACCUGUGAGCGCAACUAUCCCGUGCAGCUAGGACUGAUUAAGGGUUGCGCCAAACCUAAAAAGCUAGGCGAUCAGUGUUUCUACGAUGAGACGUGCAUCUACAACGACGAGAACUCCCUUUGUGUUCAGGUGCGUCACAAUGCGAUGUGCCAGUGCGUCAGUGGCUUCCACUCGGUCAGUUAUGUGAAGCCCACACGACGUGUCUUUUGUACACCAGACCUCAGUGAAUUGAGCUCGGAUUUACCCACUUUGCUAGGUGUUUCCACUGGAAUUGCUGUCCUGGCCGGACUAAUCUGCAUGGUGUUGCAUCUGUUUAGCAAAACAAAGUAUCCGCGGAGUCGAAACUACGGAGAUGCCAGCAUUGCACCGCCCAUUCUCUACUCCAGUGAUACGGGAAUACCGCUUACGGUACACUCGGCGCGUCCGUCUUCGCGGUCCAGUAUUCGGUCGACGGGAUCCAUUGGCUCCUAUGGCCACGGGCGGCGAGCUUCGUCCGGCGGACUGGGUGGAGGAGCGGCCGGAGGUGGGGCUGGCGUCGGCGGCGGAGGAGCAGGUAGCGUCGCAGGAGCUGGCGGAGGCUCGAAGGGCAUCCUCGUGUCGACGUCUCGUACAGGUGCGGCUAGAUCGGCCGCCAUAUUGCUCAUAUCGUGUCACAUAGCGGCCGUGUCCAAACAGAAUUCGCGUGCCUCGUCGCGGCAUACAUCCGGAGCCGGGUGCAGUCAGCACUCGCGGGACGAUCUCGACGAGAACGGCAGUGGCGGUGGCGGGGGUGGCGGCGGAAGCGGGAGCGGGUGCCGCAGCUGCGAGAGCACUAUCUCAAUGAACCGCCACCUGCAGAAGCAACUUAACCACCAGCGGCACCUGCUCAGCUUCGAGCUGUCGCCGGGACGGUCGAAGAAUCAGGAUAGAUUUAGGACCCUGUUGGGCAUGAAUGGAAUUGAUAAUAGUGGGAGCCAUGAGGAUGAGGAGGACGAUGAGUACGGUCCUCCCCCGCAUAGCACAGAACCCAGCAGCACAGUCCCUCAUGCACAUGCCCGUCUGGGUGGUGGUGGUGUUGGCUAUGUCGGUGUGGUUGGUGGUUACGGCGUCGUCGGCGAUGCCGUCGACACCAAUGGCGGCGACUCCAGCGGCGGCUACGCCACUGGCGCCGAGCUGCAGCAUCUGCAAAUUGGCGCACUGCCCACGCCGGCGAGUGAAACGCCCCGAUUUGCGGUAAAUCAACUCAAUCAUCCAACUCAGUCGCCGAGACAUCACCUCUCAUCACCACGUCCACAUCCACAUCCUCAUCCUCAUCCAGCAUCCAUUGUUCAAGAGUGUUGCCUGGUCAUCUGCAUUCACAUUCGCAUCCUUCUCGUCUCCACUUGAAGAGAAAAAAAAACAGUGACAGAACAGAAACAACAAUAACAUUUUGUGCUAAUCCUAAAUGUUCCGUUAUUGCAUCCGUUCUUAUAAUGGAAAUGUCAUUCAAAAGUCCUUUAAAG
This is a messenger RNA of Drosophila bipectinata, 2524 nucleotides long. RefSeq lists its product as uncharacterized. Lineage: Eukaryota; Metazoa; Arthropoda; Insecta; Diptera; Drosophilidae. The record is from RefSeq and is a predicted model, not a curated record.